Messenger RNA from Cyclospora cayetanensis, 927 nucleotides. RefSeq lists its product as uncharacterized. NCBI's taxonomy places the organism in Eukaryota, Apicomplexa, Conoidasida, Eucoccidiorida, Eimeriidae. The coding region runs from base 1 to 927 and encodes 308 amino acids. The transcript is spliced from 4 exons. The record is from RefSeq and is a predicted model, not a curated record.
AUGGCAGCAGCAGGCGACAACACUGGGGAGGAGCUGCGUCCACCAGGCGAAAACGCCGAGCUAUCAAAGUACCCCAAAGAUGCACAUGACGACGACAGACUCGACUUCUGCAGUCCUAACUUUGAUCCCUUGCUGCUGCUCCGGCAAAAGCCCUCCGCGGCUGGGGUAAAUUGUUCAGGUGCAGAGGCUAUUUUCCCUAAUAUCCGUGUGGCAGAGCUGCUGUUGCCGUGGGGGCAUCAGCCUCAAAGCAUUGCAGCAGCAGCCGCUGCAGAGGAUAAAGAGCUCAAGGGGGCGGAAGCAGCGGCAUCGCAAGCACCAGGACCCCAAGAAGGCGCCCAAGAAAGCAAGAAGCGCACCGCAUUCGAGGCCAAGCUAAAUGCAGCAAAAAACAAGCAACUCAAACUCGAUCUUCUCCAUGCGGCGGCCGCAUCGAAACGCAGCGCAGUCUUGGCUUCCCGCAUUUUAACUCUGCGGUUUACUGGGCAUCUUCUGCCUCAGCGCGUCCUCCGCCGUCCUCCAGGGGUGCGUCAAAAUGCUGCUGCUGCUGCGGGAAGCCGGGGGCUCUCUUGCGGGAGGGCCCUUGGACAGCUGCGUGUGUGGCAGCAGCAGCAGCAGCAGAUCGAGGUGUGCGUACAGCCCAACGCGCUGCAGCUGCUGCGGAGCUGCGGAAUGGACCCGACUAGCAGCAGCGGGGACAGCGGAAGCAGCCACACAGUCCGAGUGAGGGGCUGUUUAAGGUGGUUUGAUGCGAACAUGACCCUUCUCUUGCAGCCUGCCGAGCUGCUGGAGGAAGACAGUCCGCAGCCGCGGCAGCAGCAGCAGCAAGGGCAUGAGCAUCAACAGCGCAAACAGUAUCGCCGGCUAGACUGGCUUAUUAUUCCGUGCCGGCAUGUGCUCUCUGUAGAGCCCGUCCGUCUGCGCGAGUAA